Molecule: messenger RNA, 914 nt
Organism: Aspergillus glaucus CBS 516.65
Lineage: Eukaryota; Fungi; Ascomycota; Eurotiomycetes; Eurotiales; Aspergillaceae
Product: BTB/POZ domain-containing protein
Exons: 4
Coding region: 1-837 (278 amino acids)
Molecular function (GO): protein binding
Source: RefSeq, a predicted model, not a curated record
AUGUCCAGAAAAAUUGCAAAUGGAUCAACACACAAUGAGACCGAGGACAGUAUUCCCGGCAAAGAGCUUCUGGACGCUUUAGCAAGCAUGCGGUUUGACUCGAGGUACAGCGAUUUGACUAUUCUGUGCGGUAAUGAAUCUUUCGCUGUUCAUCAGUGUAUAGUCUGUACACGGUCGAACUUCUUUUCCAGAGCUUGUGGUGGAAAGUUUAUAGAAGCUUCCACGCAUACGAUUAAGUUAGAUGAAGAGCCGGCAUUAGUAAAGCAGAUGAUUGAAUAUUUUUACACCUUGGAUUAUCAGGUUCGUUCAUUUCUUGCAGCACCUGAUAGAAGUGUGCUUAAUAGAAACGUUCCUGAAAACGAAGAGAGAACAUCUUCCCAAUACAAAAGAGAGGAGCCUUCGGACAAUGCAGACAAAUUUUUGGGAUUGUCUAAGCUGCUUGGAGAACAAGCACCUACGUUUGAUCCUCUUUGUUUUCAUGUCUUGAUGUAUUCGCUUGCGGACCGUAUGUUCAUAAGAGGUCUGAAAGUUCUCUCCCAGGAAAAUGUUAAGCAGGAACUGGUUCAACAGCUGGACGCAGUCUCAUUCCCGCAAGCGAUUUUUGAAAUCUACAACUCCACUCCCCCGGACGACCGAGGACUCCGAGAUUUGGCCAUACAAUAUACGAUGAACAACCUAACUUCACUGAGGAGUGAAGAGGAAGGUGCUCCUGCGGCAUUUGGAGACAACCUUUUGAAAUCCGUUCCUCAGUUCUCGUAUGAUUUGUUGGUGGCAGUUAUGAACAAGUCUGUACAUGAUUGGGACCAUUACGGUUUAUGUUGGAGGAACUGGGCAUGACGGUACUUGCAGGAGUAAUGAAUGAGCGGGGAUAGAAUUCCUUUCUUUUCUUUUCUUAUUUGUCUUUGCAAGUUCAG